AUGGCUCAGUCGGCCGAUCACCUAGUCGACCAAAUCGCCCAGCUCAAUGCGGCCCGAAACCUCGUCCUCGGCGAUGCCGCCUUCUAUCCUCAGAUCGUGAAUGGUGUCCUUCCGAUUAUCGGUCCCCGCGCGCGCGUGGAGUUGCGGCGCUGGGGAGCUGAGUUCCUCGCCGAGACUUUCGCCAGCCCGGCGUUUAAUUCGGGCCCCAAGAGACAGUUGGCGACCAGUGUGCUACCAACUCUGCGGGAGAUAUUGGAGCUGCCGGAACGGGAUACCGCGACAUUGAAAUACAUAGUCCAGACCGCCGCCAGUCUAUAUCCCCUGGUCUUUAGACAUAUUAUCAACCACCCAGACGACGCCGCGGUCUGGGAGAAUAUGACGGCCAUGAAGCAAGACAUCUUGCGCCGAUGGGAUUCCUUUCCUUAUCCGGUCAAAAUAUGCUGUAUCAAAUUUGUGCAGCGGGUCGUCCAAGUUCAGACCCAUGGCCUAAUCGCCGACCCUAGACGUCCGGAUCAAAACGAAACCUCUUUAGCCAUCGUCCCUAGAAACCAUGCCGUUCUCACACUUCCCAACCUGGAAGCAGAAGCCUCUGGCCUGCUGGAUCGCCUUCUGUCUGUCUUCCAGGAGGAAUCGAGAAAUCCAAGCCAUCCUCUUGCGGGGAAGAUGCAGCAAUACAUCGACCGACUGAUGCAGUCACGCAUAGAAGCCGUUGAUGACUCGUCGCGCAAACGUGGACUACCCUCUGAGCCUACCGACGGCCUCGAUAGCGCCAAACGAGCUAGACUCGGUGCUGAAGCCCCUCGCUCGCUGUAUAUCCCUCCUAUGCCCCCAGGCCGUAUCACCUGGGCACAACUCUAUACCCUCACCGAAGAUCCGGCUGUGCAGAAUUUUGAUGUACGAUCAUCAAUGCCUGCCGACUUUGUCGCCAGGAUCUUACCCUCCAUUAUCUCUCGUGUAGAUCAGUCCCUUUUACAGCAAGCUGUUGAUGCUGUCCGCAUGCGAAAUCAGGUCGCCUUGCAACGUCAUGCCGCUCGCACAAUUACGGCCCCAGCCGAAGAUGAAGAUGAUGAUUAUGAGCCCGAAUACCAGCCGAUGGACGUUUCCGAGCCGAUGGCGGCUCCAGCUCACACCGCCGCUGCCGGACUGGCCGAUGCCGAACCGGACCUAGUAUCUCUGGGACCGUUCGUACUACCCCAACCCCCGCCUCUGAAAGAGGAGGAAGCCGCCGAGAUUGGCCGGGGAGCAGUGAGCAGAGUGUUCGGCAUGCUAGCAACCACUGAAGUGGCCCCUGCGUCUGCGAAAGGAAAAGUACAACAACAUCUUGGUUUUGCCCGGUUGGCGGGCAGCACGUUCGACCGAGACGCUUGGGUGACUGUUCUCACUCGACUCGCGACCCGAGCCCCCGCCGGCCUGGAAGCGGACGGCAAGAAGGCUGCGGAUGAAGCCUCCCGAAAACCAGCUAUCGCAGAUUCAAUCCGAGAGACUCUGUACCGAUACAUCCUCGAGGACUUCCGUGGCCGGGUCAACGUGGGCAUCAUGUGGCUGAACGAAGAGUGGUAUAACGAUCGAGUGCAGAUGACAUUCGUCGCGACGCACCGCAGUGACGACGACGACGAAGAACCGUCUGUGCCUUUGCAUUACGACCACUGGGCCCUGAAGCUCCUCGAUGGAUUCCUGCCGUAUCUGGACUCGCGAGACAUGAAGAUCUUCAUCCGCUUCCUUAGCGAAAUCCCCGAAGUCACCAUCCCCAUCACAAAGCGUGUUGCUAGUCUUGCAAAGGACCCCGAGCGCGUGAACCUCUGCGUCCAGUCCUUGCUGUAUCUAAUCAUGUUCCGGCCUCCCGCGCGGGAAAUAUGUCUCAACGCGUUGGAGGACGUCUAUCAGACAUACGAGGAAUCCCGUCCCUCGGCCGGCAAGAUUCUCGCGCGCUGGCGUCCCAAGAAAACCGAAGACCAGCAACCUGCACUCGCCAACCGCGCCGGGCCACCGAACGGCGCUCCAGAUGGAGCAUCAUCCGAGAACUCCAGCCCGAAACCAGAGGCCGCGGCGUCGACCGCCGCCGCUUCAUAA
Aspergillus terreus NIH2624 is the source of this 2070-nucleotide messenger RNA. RefSeq names its product RNA-processing protein PTA1. Bases 1 to 2070 code for a protein of 689 amino acids. The record is from RefSeq and is a predicted model, not a curated record. Gene Ontology annotation, cellular component: mRNA cleavage and polyadenylation specificity factor complex. NCBI's taxonomy places the organism in Eukaryota, Fungi, Ascomycota, Eurotiomycetes, Eurotiales, Aspergillaceae. The transcript is spliced from 7 exons.